This is a messenger RNA of Strongylocentrotus purpuratus (purple sea urchin), 1827 nucleotides long. RefSeq names its product sodium-coupled monocarboxylate transporter 1-like. The transcript is spliced from 12 exons. Bases 1 to 1827 code for a protein of 608 amino acids. The record is from RefSeq and is a predicted model, not a curated record. Gene Ontology annotation, biological process: sodium ion transport; transmembrane transport. Gene Ontology annotation, cellular component: membrane. Gene Ontology annotation, molecular function: symporter activity. Lineage: Eukaryota; Metazoa; Echinodermata; Echinoidea; Camarodonta; Strongylocentrotidae.
AUGUCGGAGAACGGAAGAAGUGAAUUGACAUUCCAGACUGUCGAUUUUGUCGUUUGGUCUUUCAUUCUCGCCGCGUCUGUCGGCAUCGGAAUCUACUAUGCCUGCAGUGGCGGCCGACAACAGAGCACCGAGGAGUUCCUGGUCGGGAAUCGUCAAAUGAAUCCAAUCCCGGUGGCGAUGUCGCUCGCCGUGAGUUUCAUCUCAGCGGUGAUGUUCUUGGGUAUGACGUCGGAGUCAUACUCGAACGGAGUCAUGAUCUGGCUUCAAACCGUUGCCAUCACCAUCGCCAGCAUCAUCAUCAGCGUUUCCUUCCUGCCCAUCUUUCAUCGACUGAAUCUUACGAGUGCGAAUGAGUAUUUAGAGCGUCGCUUUAACAGAGCAUGCCGUCUUCUAGGCUCAACUAUUCUCAUUCUCAAUAUGUUCGUGUACAUGGGAGUUGUACUUUAUGCCCCAUCCCUGGCGCUGAAUCAAGAAACCUCUCCUCCCGUGUCUCCGCGGCCUCAUCACAAUCCAGAUCUCAAAUCCUUCUUCCUCGUCGUCCUCCUCGUCCCAAUCCUCACCAUCGCUUUCGAACAGAAGACCGAGUUCCUCGAAUUGCUCCCGAUCGUCUUCGUCCAAUAUAAUUUCGUCAUCACCAUCUUCCUCCUCCUCCUCCACCGCUUCCUCCUCACCUUCCUCCUCAUCGCCAUUAUCAUCUUCCUCACCAAGAUGCAGCAGCAUAUAUGUCGAAACCCCUUUGCUAGGCAAUUCCUUGUCCCUCUCACGCUCCUGCGUAGUCUUCCACGUCUUGAUCUAGGCGGAUUAAAAGCUGUCAUCUGGACGGACGUCUUUCAAAUGUGUAUCAUGGUUAGUGGUCUUCUAGCCGUCAUCAUCAAGGGAUCCAUCGACCUCGGUGGUUUCUCCAACGUUCUCCGUAUCGUUGGCGAAGGAAACAGACUAAACCUUUUCGAGUUAGUGUUGAUGAGCACUGAUGUGACAGUACGUCAUACUUUCUGGGGACUCACCAUCGGAGCAUCGUUCAUGUUCCUCUCCAUCUUUGGAAUCAAUCAAGCUCAGGUUCAACGUUAUCUCUCCUGUAGUACAGUCAAGACUGCACGCAUAGCGCUAGCCCUGGGCACCGCCAUAAUGCUCUUCAUAGUGAGCUGUGCCGUGACUGCUGGCCUGGUGAUGUACGCCUAUUACGCUGAUUGUGAUCCGAUUUCUAGCGGUGCUGUGGCGAAAAAAGACCAGAUGAUGCCAUAUUUUACUUUGGAUUUAUUUCACCGGUAUCCUGGGUUGCCUGGGCUUUUUCUUUCUGCUGUCUUCAGUGCAUCAUUAAGUACAAUCUCAUCGGGUUUGAACGCCGUGGCAGCUGUAACAACUGAAGACGUCAUUAAACCUUGUUGGCCGGGACUGAGUGAUAAAAGAUACACUCAAUUAUCCAAGUUAAUGGGUGGGGUUCUUUGUAGUACGGUGCUGAGCUUCUUCAGUAUGUUUGGAGGUCCAACGCUAGGACUCUUCAGUGCUGGAAUGUUCUUUCCAUGGACAAACUCUAAGGGUGCCUUUUGUGGGACUUUGAUUGGGUUAUUCUUCUCCUUCUGGGUUGGUAUAGGGGCACAGGUAUACCCUCCCAGUUACCCCGCCCCUUCUUUCUCUACCUCUGGGUGUACCCUCUAUAACGACACGUCGAACCUCUACAAUUCUACCGGCUAUGGCCCUCACUCGCCCGAUGACGGCGUAUCGACUGUCACAGAGCUGGCAACAGGUGGCGCUACUACACUCGAUAUACUCAUGACAUCAGAGCCAAUGGUUGACGAGAGGUAUAAGUUUGUUAUUCAAAUGAAUUGA